Messenger RNA from Sorex fumeus (smoky shrew), 5023 nucleotides. It is a transcript of the gene FRMPD1, whose product is annotated as FERM and PDZ domain containing 1. The record is from RefSeq and is a predicted model, not a curated record. The coding region runs from base 252 to 4931 and encodes 1559 amino acids. The transcript is spliced from 17 exons. Gene Ontology annotation, cellular component: cytoskeleton. NCBI's taxonomy places the organism in Eukaryota, Metazoa, Chordata, Mammalia, Eulipotyphla, Soricidae. Gene Ontology annotation, molecular function: protein binding.
GGCGCGGGCGGGCCGGGCCUGCGCCCCCUCCGGCGGCCGCCGCGGCGCGGGAGGCGGAGCCCGAGCCCGAGCCCGAGCCCGAGCCGUGCCCGCGUCGGUGCGGGGCGCGUCAGCCCGCCAGGUCCGCGUCGGCGCGGGCGGCGCCUCCUCUGCAGAUUUUCUGUCUCUUCUGGGUCAUCUUAUAUCGUUUAUAUUUUCCUUGAAAAACAUCCAUAUCAUCAAGAUCUUCAAACAUGUUUGUGUAGUGGUAAAUGGAAGAGCUGGAGAGCAGUUUACUACAGACACGAAAAUCACACCGAAUCGAACAAAUGGUGGCGAGAUGGCUUCGGCGUUCCCGGGACAGCUCGGCCAGGGCUAAGGUUGCUGCAGCUGAUGGGCCUCCCGGGAUCCCAGUUCAGACUCUUGCUCCUGUGAAACACACAGUAAAAAUAGACAAAGAUGCUCUCCUUCAGGACUACGGAUUCCACAUUUCUGAGAGCCUUCCCCUCACAGUGCUGGCUGUCACCGCAGGAGGCUCCGCCCAUGGCAAGCUUUUCCCUGGGGAUCAGAUCCUGCAGAUGAAUGAUGAACCUGCUGAAGACCUCUCCUAUGAACGAGCCGUCCAUAUCCUGAGGGAAGCAGAAGAUUCUCUCUCAAUCACAGUUGUUCGCUGCACGUCGGGAAUCCCUAAGUCAUCCUUCCUGACAGAGGAGAAGAGAGCCAGGCUGAAGACCAAUCCUGUGAAGGUUCACUUUGCUGAGGAAGUGCUUGUCAGUGGACACAGUCAGGGUAAUUCUCUGCUGUGUAUGCCCAACGUGCUCAAGCUGUACCUGGAGAAUGGACAGACCAAAGCUUUUAAGUUUGAGCCGAACACAACAGUAAAGGACAUCAUCCUCACCGUGAAGGAGAAGCUCUCCAUCCGCAGCACCGACUACUUCGCGCUGGUGCUGGAGGAGCAGUACAACAUCUCCCGCCUACACCUGCUGCACGAGGAGGAGCUCAUCCAGCAGGUGGUAGAAAGGGAGGAGUCACAUGACUACCGCUGCCUCUUCAGGGUGUGCUUUGUUCCCAAGGACCCGCUGGACCUUCUGAAAGAAGACCCCGUGGCCUUUGAAUACCUCUACCUGCAGAGCUGCAGUGAUGUGCUCCAGGAGCGCUUUGCUGUGGAAAUGAAAUGCAGCUCCGCACUCCGCCUGGCAGCCUUGCACAUCCAGGAGCGGAUCUAUGCAUGUGCCCAGCCCCAGAAGAUCUCUCUGAAGUACAUAGAGAAAGAUUGGGGAAUCGAGAACUUUAUAUCUCCGACUUUACUCCGAAACAUGAAGGGCAAAGACAUCAAGAAAGCCAUCAGCUUCCACAUGAAGAGGAACCAGAAUCUCUUGGAGCCCCGACAGAAGCAACUGAUUUCUGCUGCCCAGCUACGUUUGAACUAUUUACAGAUCCUUGGGGAACUCAAAACGUAUGGUGGUAAAAUCUUCAAUGCUACUUUAAUGUUACAGGAUAGAGAGUCUUACAUCGCCCUUCUAGUGGGAGCCAAGUAUGGGAUUAGUCAAAUUAUCAAUAGCAAACUCAACAUCAUGUCCACGCUGGCGGAGUUUGCGAGCAUCAGCCGAGUGGAGCUGACAGAGGAGUCGGAGAAAGUGAGCAUGGUCAAAGUGUAUCUCCAAGACGUCAAGGUUCUCUCCUUGCUGCUGGAGUGCAACAGUGCAAAGGACCUGGCCUGCCUGAUUGCCGGCUACUACAGGCUGUUUGUUGACCCAGUCACCACCAUUUUCCUCUGGCCUGGAAACAAACAACAAGUGCACCGGGUAUCUGCUGAAGAAGGCUACGAGUCUCGGGCGUGCAGUGACUCAGAGGAGUCCUCGGAACUGGACUGCGUGCUGGACGCUCUCUCCGACCGGCGCCUGCUGAAGCCGGGCCGGUGCAGGACGCUGUCACCCACCGGGAACAGUGCCACUCCCGACGGGGCCAGGAGACGCCCGAGCACGGCGGCCAAUAGCACCACCGACAGUGCCGAGUCUGAGGCGUCCGACUCAGCCAACACCGAGAGCCGCGGCUGCCGGACCAGCGGGUCGAGCGAAUCCAUGGACGCCCUGGAGGAGGACGACCUGGAUGCCUGCUCCUCCAGCCGCUCCGGCUUCUUCCACUUCAGCUCCAGAAGCUUCCCUGACCACACGAACCCCCAGGGCCCGGAGGAGCAAGGCCAGCUGGACACCAGCGGCUUCCUCUGCCUCCUGGACCUGACCCAGAGGACCAGCCCCCAGCGCUCCCGGCGGGAGCUGCCCGAGGGGUCCUCUCCUGAGAUGUUCGGUUGGGGUGCGGAGCUCAGCGUGGUCAGGCUGGACCCCCAGCUGUACGAGGGCAGCCGGAGCGACUACUACAGCCUGUGCUCCAGCGUCUCCCCCGCCAGCCAGCUGAGUGACAGCUCGGACAGCGCGGCCUCUCGCCAGGGCUCCGGGCUCCCCGCCAGGGCUCAGCAGGGUUGGGUGGAGGCCCGGCCCAGGUCCACGCUGGGAGCCCUGGCCCCACACCUACCGCUGGCCUUCGAGGAGGGCAGCUCGGAUGAGGAGUAUUAUGAUGCUGCCGACAAGCUCACCCCACCCGACCCCCUCUCAGGGUCCAGCACUAUUUCUCUCGCUGAGCCCAGCACUGCCGGCUUGCAGAGGAAGGUCUGCCCCGAGGAGAGCCUGCAGCCUGGGCCGGAUGGGAGGGAGCCCAGCCGCAGGGGCGCAGGGAAGAAGUAUGCCAAGAGCCUGAGGAAAAGAAGGUCCUUCCUGCAGACAGACUAUACCUGCCAGGUGUCAUUCCCCCUGCUGCCAUCCGUGUCCCUGGAGACGGUGGACGAUGUCUGCUACUACGAGCGGGAGCCCUACCUGGCCCUGGGCACGCCCUCCCCAACCGUGUCCUCUCUGCAGGACAUGCAUGGGGAGCCCGGGCUCCUGGAGACCAAGGCACUGGGGCUGCUGGCCCCGCUGAGGGAGGCUGAGCGCAAAAACCCCGCCUCCCGGGCCAUGGAGAUGGAGCCCGAGACCAUGGAGACCAAAUCGGUGGUAGACUCGCGGGUGUCUUCCAUCUCAGCCGUUCGCCUCCGGAUUGACCCCAGCCAUAGGGAGAAGGAGGCGGCUGCACCUCUGGCUGUCACUGUGCCCACCUUCCCAGCAGGCACCCCACCCCCUUCCCGGGCCGGUUCCCCAGGCCCUGCUGCUGCUCCGGCUGGGCUCGUCCAAGCCUUACCUGCCUUGUGUCAGCACUCAGAUGUCUGUGUCACCCCAGAACUCGCUGCGGAGCUCGGGGACAGCACGUCCUCUCUCUCUAGUGUUGACCCAGACCCAGAUGGAGUCUGCGCAGUCCUCAGUCCGGGGCCAAACCCCACCUCUGCAGGGAGCAGGUCCGAGCAGGGAGAGGUCCCCCUGGAAACGGCUUUGAGAUCUUCGUUGACAGAUCAGAUGCCAGAAGCUGCCCCCCCGACCACAGAGUCUACCCCCGUCAGUCCUGAAAGGGGUGAACAGGAAACAGGUGCACGAGAGGAGCUGGCCUGUGGCCCUACCAAUGAGAAACGGGGGCCACUCUUUGGGGGAAGUGACGGAGACACCGCAGAUGCGAAUGGCACCCAUGUAGGUGAGGAUGGGUCUGGGGAGGAUCCGAGUGACCCCACAGGUGAGGUGGGCAAUGUGUCCGAUGCGGUGCCACCGACAUUUGGUGUGAGUACCCCGGCGGGGGGCAUGACAGGCGCUCUCUCCUCGGAGCAUCCUGGAGCAGGAACUGAGCAAAUCUCGCCGCCUUCCCCCGGGGGCCCCCAAAGACUCGGCAGAGAACCCCCAGGCCACACCGGUGAGGCCCCAGAGCAAAAGCGAUUGACUGAGCUGGAUCUCCAUCCGGGUUUCUUACUCGGGGACCAGACCACUGUGCCAGAACUUCCCGUGGAGAGGGCCCAGAUGGAGCCACUAAACCACGUGGGAGGGGAAGCCCCCCAACCUGGGGACAGUCUCCUGCAGAUCACAAAUCAGAGACCUUCUUUGCCAAAGUUACUCCCACAUUCCCCCGAGCAGCCCCCCUCCGAGAGUCCGCAGCCCUAUCUGAGGCCAGAGAACCCUGGCACCUGCCUUCCUGCCGAGAAUUCUUACCUGUGCUUUGCUGCUAAAGACCCCCGGGAGAUUUCUGCGGGUCUCCGCGUGGCCACGUCCCUGGGCUUUGUGGGCAUGAAUGAGUCGGCGGCCCCCCGGGCUGGGCUGGAACAGUGCAGCUGCCAGUUGUCCUAUGCCACGUGCUUCCGGGGCCUGCAGCUCGACCCGGAGGAGGAAGAGAGGGACCCAGAGGCGCACCCCACAGUCCCCCUCACCGCGCCACCCGCUGCGGGCAGCCCACUGGCUCCCCCCUGGAGGCCAUCCCAGCCCCUGCCCAGAAACAGCCACAUCUGGCCCGAGUACUGCUCCAGGACGCUGAGCCAGCUGCAGGCCAGGCCCGCCAGCACCCACGAGGGCUUCGUCCACCUCACCGACAGCUUGCAGGAGCUCCGGCACAUUUUAGAAGCUUCUGAGGCGAAUAGCCACCAACACCCUCCCGAGAAUUGCAUGUGGCACUUCUCCGAGAGCCGGAGCCGCCUCUGCCUGGGCUCCCAGAAGCUCCUGUCCAGCUGCCAGCACGUGAUCCGGAUGGACCAGUCCCCCGAUGAGAUGCAGGGCGCACUUCGCGACACCUUCCAGCACCUAGUCCAGCUGGCCGGCCUGUGCCUGCAGCUCACGGACUGCAGCCGCUGCUCGGCCCGGCAUCGGGAGGCGGCGAGCCACCUGAGGGACGUGGUCCACAACUACCACCAGUUUGUGGAGGCAGCUAAGAUGACCUGCGAGAGAGGCUACCAGGACCUGAGCGUGAAGCUCCUGGCCCGCCAGUGCACAGCCCUCACGGGCGCCGUCUUCUGUUUGAACCAGAAGUUCCGGGCAUCCCCGGCCCUGUGACCUCCCAGCCAAACCCAUGCCCCAGACUCUUCCCCAGCCAGCCUCUUCCAUCACCCUCCCCUUCCAGCCCUCACAUGUUUACUACUUAGUAU